GAAGUGACCGCCCUUUGCCACUCCCCCUGCCUCCUCUCCGCCUUUAACUUCUCGGGAAGAUGAGGCAGUUUGGGAUCAGUGGCCGAGUUUCUGUUGCCGGGUGAUAGUUGGAGCAGAGACAUAGCAUAAUGGCAGAAACUGUUUCUCCACUGAAGCACUUUGUGCUGGCUAAGAAGGCGAUUACUGCAAUCUUUGACCAGUUACUGGAGUUUGUUACUGAAGGAUCACAUUUUGUUGAAGCAACAUACAAGAAUCCAGAACUUGAUCGAAUAGCCACUGAGAAUGAUCUGGUAGAAAUGCAGGGAUAUAAAGACAAGCUUUCCAUCAUUGGUGAGGUGCUGUCUCGGAGACACAUGAAGGUGGCGUUUUUUGGCAGGACAAGCAGUGGGAAGAGCUCUGUUAUCAAUGCAAUGCUGUGGGAUAAAGUUCUCCCUAGUGGGAUUGGCCAUAUAACCAACUGCUUCCUAAGUGUUGAAGGAACCGAUGGAGAUAAAGCCUAUCUUAUGACAGAAGGAUCAGAUGAAAAAAAGAGUGUGAAGACAGUUAAUCAACUGGCCCAUGCCCUUCACAUGGACAAAGAUUUGAAAGCUGGCUGUCUUGUACAUGUGUUUUGGCCAAAAGCAAAAUGUGCCCUCUUGAGAGAUGACCUGGUGUUAGUAGACAGUCCAGGCACAGAUGUUACUACAGAGCUGGAUAGCUGGAUUGAUAAGUUUUGCCUGGAUGCUGAUGUCUUCGUUUUGGUCGCUAACUCUGAAUCUACGCUAAUGAAUACGGAAAAACAUUUUUUUCAUAAAGUGAAUGAGCGGCUUUCCAAGCCUAAUAUUUUCAUUCUCAAUAAUCGUUGGGAUGCCUCUGCAUCAGAGCCGGAAUAUAUGGAAGACGUACGCAGACAGCACAUGGAAAGAUGCCUGCAUUUCUUGGUGGAGGAGCUCAAAGUUGUAAAUGCUUUAGAAGCACAGAAUCGUAUCUUCUUUGUUUCAGCAAAGGAAGUUCUUAGUGCUAGAAAGCAAAAAGCACAGGGGAUGCCAGAAAGCGGUGGGGCACUUGCUGAAGGAUUUCAGGCAAGAUUACAGGAAUUUCAGAAUUUUGAACAAAUCUUUGAGGAGUGUAUCUCGCAGUCAGCAGUGAAAACAAAGUUUGAACAGCACACUAUCAGAGCUAAACAGAUACUAGCUACUGUGAAAAACAUAAUGGAUUCAAUAAACCUGGCAGCUGAAGAGAAAAGGCAUUAUUCAGUGGAAGAGAGGGAAGACCAAAUUGAUAGACUGGACUUUAUUCGAAACCAGAUGAACCUUUUAACACUGGAUGUUAAGAAAAAAAUCAAGGAGGUUACCGAGGAGGUGGCAAACAAAGUUGCAUGUGCAAUGACAGAUGAAAUUUGUCGACUGUCUGUUUUGGUUGAUGAAUUUUGUUCAGAGUUUCAUCCUAAUCCAGAUGUAUUAAAAAUAUAUAAAAGUGAAUUAAAUAAGCACAUAGAGGAUGGUAUGGGAAGAAAUUUGGCUGAUCGAUGCACCGAUGAAGUAAACGCGUUAGUGCUUCAGUCCCAGCAAGAAAUUAUUGAAAAUUUGAAGCCAUUACUUCCAGCUGGUAUACAGGAUAAACUACAUACACUGAUCCCUUGCCAGAAAUUUGAUCUCAGUUAUAAUCUAAAUUACCACAAGUUAUGUUCUGAUUUUCAAGAGGAUAUUGUAUUUCAUUUUUCCCUGGGCUGGUCUUCCCUUGUACAUCGAUUUUUGGGCCCUAGAAAUGCUCAGAGGGUGCUCCUAGGAUUAUCAGAGCCUAUCUUUCAGCUCCCUAGAUCUUUAGCUUCUACUCCCAGUGCUCCUACCACUCCAGCAACGCCAGAUAAUGCAUCACAAGAAGAACUCAUGAUUACAUUAGUAACAGGAUUGGCUUCCCUUACAUCUAGAACUUCUAUGGGUAUCAUUAUUGUUGGAGGAGUGAUUUGGAAAACUAUAGGCUGGAAACUCAUAUCUGUUUCAUUAACUAUGUAUGGAGCUUUGUAUCUGUAUGAAAGACUGUCCUGGACCACCCAUGCCAAGGAGCGAGCCUUUAAACAGCAGUUUGUAAACUAUGCAACUGAAAAACUGAAGAUGAUUGUUAGCUCCACGAGUGCGAACUGCAGUCACCAAGUAAAACAAAAAAUGGCUACCACUUUUGCUCGCCUGUGCCAACAAGUUGAUAUUACUCAAAAACAACUGGAAGAAGAAAUUGCUAGAUUACCGAAAGAAAUAGAUCAGUUGGAGAAAAUACAAAAUAAUUCAAAGCUCUUAAGAAAUAAAGCUGUUCAACUUGAAAAUGAGCUGGAGAAUUUUGCUAAGCAGUUUCUACCUUCAAACAAUGAAGAAUCCUAACAAUAGAGAUUGCUUUGGUGACCAUGAUGGGAGGAAAUGAAACUUGUAAGAUUGGCACAGUUGUUAUUUUUAUGAAAUGACUUUAAAUAUGAAUUGUACUAACUGUACCUAAAUAGCAAAGCCCUGUGUAGAUUCUGGUAAUGAUCUAUCUCAGGGUAUGUGUAUUUUUGAAGAGUGUUAUGUCCUUAGUUUUAAUUUUGGGUAAAGAAAGGGCUAAAAUCAUGAAUUAGUUACAAGCAACAGUACCAACCUAUGUGACCCCUGAGGGGUGGGGCUGUGAGCUCUUAAUUUGUUUUUGAUUCUGAAAAACUCUGCUUCCUGGCAUCCAGGAGUUAGAGAUUGAGCCUUUCAUCUUCUUUCUCAAAACUAGUUUUUGAUGCUUUCUUUCAUGGGAAUAGUCACUUUUUAAUUUUAUUUAAUAAAUUGCAUUGCUGGAACCACCAAGGAGUGUGGAAUGUCCUUGAGUGUAUUAUUUAUGCAAGUUACAGUCACUUUGCCAUCAUGGCAGCUAUGUGAACCACUAAUAAAUGUACUGUUUUUACUUUUUAUUCCCAUUAAAACUGAUGUGAAACAGGAUAAAAGCUUGUUAUGGUCACUUAUAAGUAUCUGAGUCUAAGUAAUUUCCUUAGAUGUUUCUAAAGAAACAUUUUCAGCUUUGCUCCAAUUAUGAUUACAAUAAGGAAAGCUUUCCUAGUGCAAUUUUAGGAGUAAAGUUUGAAGAGAUAAAAAUAGCCAAAGAUAGGAGAGGUCUGAAUUAUAAAUGAUAACAGUGAUGUUUUAAAAAAGCUGUUCUUCAGGAGGCAUUUGUCUAGGAUAUUGCUGGAUUCUACCCCAUUGGAGGCUUUUAAUUUUAUUUGUAUGAAUUUUCCAGGGUUUCAUUAAAAAUUAUUACUGUAUUUUUUACCUUAAUGAAAGAUUUUGGGUUCAAAUAUCUUUCUAUAUUAAAAGCUGAUUGAGUCUCUCUACACAUGUAAAUUAUGCCUAUUGGAGGUUCUGUUGACUUUCUUCCCCACUGUGGAAGAGGCCAGUUUUGCCUUCAUUUGCAUAUUCAUUUCAGUAUUUCUGAUCAAUAAAUGUAACGUUUACAAAAUUCUCCCUUGAGCUGGUAGAAAUGCCUCACCAGUUUCCUCUUUAAUGAAUCAAAUAAAAUCUUUGAAGUUAAAAAAAAUUGAUUGAAACUCAGAUGGAAUGGAAAUGUACAAAAAUGACACCAUUCUAGGAAUUUGCUAGACAAAAUAUAGGACUACCAGAUCAAUAUCUCCUAGACACUUGUUAGAAAUGCACAAUCCCAGGGAACACAGUACAUUUGGCCACGUGUAGUUUAUGCUUCCUUUUCAUGGGAGGGCUAAAAUUUAAGGCUUUUUUUCUUUAAAUACACAAUCCUUCCUUUUCUAUGCCUUUUAAGGCUUCUAGAUGCUACUCAGACUUUUUACAGCAGGUGCAACUCUAUUUUUCAAGAUAUCUUAGGAGAUAACACGAGGCCAUUGAAGCCUUUCAAAAAUAUAUUUUUAUACAAAUUAACACUAGAAUGCAGUAUACUAAUGCAAAUUAAUUUUGGUGUUUAGCUUUUAUUGCUGAUUUAUAACCGAAGAAAUGGUACAGGUCACAGAAAGUGGGAUUAGGUAACAACUACAACAUGGAAAAACCAUGUCUAAGAUCACGCACUGCUAAUUUAGGUUACAAAGCUCAAGGCCGUAACCUUUAUAUGAAAGUACUUAAACUUGAAAACUCAUAAUGGUUUGGUAUCACCUCAUUAGUAUAAUACAGUGGUUCUCAAAGUUUGGUCGUGGAUCAUCGACAUUACUUCUUUUUCUUUUUCUGAGACAGGGUCUCAGUCUGUCACCCAGGAUGGAGUGCAGUGGCAUGAUCAUGUCUCACUGCAGCCUCAACCUCUCGGGUUUAGGUGAUCCUCCCACGUCACCUUCUGGGUGGCUGGGACUGCAGGCACACGCCACCAUGCCUGGCUAGAUUUUGUAGAGACGAGGUUUCCCCAUGUUGUGCAGGCUGGUCUUGAACUCACAGGCUCAAGUGAUCCUUUUACCUCUGCCUCCCAAAGUGUUGGGAUUACAGGCGUGAGCCACCAUGCACAGCUAUAAUCACCUUCAAACUUACAAGAAGUGUGGAUUCUUGGGUCUGAACCCAGACCUAUGGAGUCAAACAGUAGGUUUGGGGUCCAGCAAUCUAUGGUUUAACAAGCCAUCCAGGUGUUUCUGAUGCACAGUAAAGUUGGGGGCCACUGGUGUAGUAGCUUUGGUAUGGCAACUUUUCCAUCACUUGUUUUAUGUAGUUCUAUCUGAUCAAUUGUGAAAACAUAAUGAAUGUUGGAAAUGGAACAGUAAAAUAAUGAAAGCCAACACUUAUGCCUGGAAAUAUGUGCACCUAUGACCAAGUCCAUGAAUUAUACAGAAAUUAUGUGAUUAUGAGUGAUGUACUUCAAUGUUAUUGCACAUACACUUGUUUACUUUGUAUGUUUGCAGGAUUAAACUUUGUAUAAUCUUUAAAAAAAAUUUUUUUUCACUAUACAAGGUUGCAAGAUGAAAAUAAAACCUGUUUGCCUGAUA
This is a messenger RNA of Chlorocebus sabaeus (green monkey), 4915 nucleotides long. It is a transcript of the gene MFN1, whose product is annotated as mitofusin 1. Gene Ontology annotation, molecular function: GTPase activity; GTP binding. NCBI's taxonomy places the organism in Eukaryota, Metazoa, Chordata, Mammalia, Primates, Cercopithecidae. Gene Ontology annotation, biological process: mitochondrion localization; mitochondrial fusion. Gene Ontology annotation, cellular component: mitochondrial outer membrane. The record is from RefSeq and is a predicted model, not a curated record.